ACUUUCUGCCCAUCCCGACAAGUUGUCUGCUGGGUCCUAGCGCCCCUUCCCAGUAAUCCCCGCUAGCAUAGGAAGCCAUGGAGGAAGAAAGGCCGGCAGCGGGCGCAGCAGGAGAGCGAGAGGAGGAGGAGGAGAAGGCGGGCCAUAGAGGCACUGCCAGGGCCAGCGGUCCCUCAGAGCCGGAGAGCGAAGGCUGCGAGGGCCUCUGGGAGCUCCCCGUGGAACUCAGCGCCAGGAGGCCGGAGUGCAGCCGCUGCGGCCGUCCUCAAAAGGUUUGCCUGUGUCCAUUCUUGCCUGUUCAUCCACUGAAAGUCUCCACUUGUCUAUAUAUCAUCCAGCAUCCAGCAGAGGAAAGUAGAGUACUACGGACAGUUCCUCUUCUGACUGCUUGUCUACCCGAAGACAAAUGUAAAGUCUUAAUUGGUCGACGCUUUAGUGAAGACAGGUACCCUGAGUUAGCGUCUGUCUGCAGAAAUUCAAAUACCUUAAUAUUAUACCCUGGAGCUGGAGCAGCAAAUUUGGAAGAAAUAAACAUAAGCUCCUCUGAUCCUUGUGUAAUCAUCAUCAUUGAUGGAACAUGGAGUCAGGCCAAGGACAUAUUUUUUAAGAACUCCCUUUUUCGAAUACCUAAACAGGUGGAGCUGAGAACUAGUCUUUCAAGUCAGUAUGUAAUUCGCACACAGCCCACAAAUACCUGCCUAUCCACACUUGAAUGUGCAGCUGUGGCCCUUGCCAUCAUGGAAAAAAAUGAGAGUAUUAAAGAGACUAUACUCCGUCCUCUUCAAGCCUUGUGUGCUUUUCAGCUUCAGCAUGGUGCUCAAGUCCAUCACAGCAAGGAACAUCUUCUUAAAAAUGGUUUAUACAACAAGCCAAUGCCAAAAAAUAAACGCAAGCUCAGGAAAAUGGAACUUCUAGUGAAUAAUGUUAAAAUUUAGCAGUGUCAUGUAGAUUUAGUAUUAAAAGGUUUUUUUAAAAUGCCUUUUAGCUAAUGAAAUGGAGUUUUGUGUGGAUGUAAUCCAACCAACCAUCUUUUAUAAUGGCACACAUUCCAAUGGCGGCUUGCCCAGGAGUUCAAGUAUAAUCCAAAACUAGACAGCCUGGAUCUUUGCCUUAGAGAAAGGGAUAAACAAGAGGUGUCAUUUCCCUUUCACCUCAUGUUUAUCAAUCUGUGAUCUGUGUAACAGGCAUCUUUAGUUUUUAUUAUGGGGAGGCUUUGGGCUUUCCUGCAGAAGUAGCAUACAUUUUAGGAACAUUAGCCCAAUGAGAAGGAUUCAGAAUGAGAACAGAAUAUUCUCAUUCAGGGAUCUUGCUUUGAUUUAUAAUGAAAAUGAGACUUAAACUAUAAUUUGAAUAUUUUUUCUUGUAACUUGUUAUUUUAAUCAAACAUUUGAAGAGACAUAAGAAUAGUCUUCACACUAAAGGAAGAAUGAGGUUGUAAAAGACAGUUUACCAAUAAAUGUGAUAAAUGCUUCUGAAAAUAGCUUUGUAUAUAUGGAAGUCAUUAUACACGACAGAAAUAUAGUAGAAUUUUAUUAGUAUUAGGUAUAGUAAACAGGAGAGGCAUGUAUCUCCAGAAUGUACAAUAGAUGUAAGCCAGUGAGCUAAGGCUAGUUGGCUUGACUGGAACUUGCUGUGGUGAACAUCUGCAGUAGGGGAAAGAACUAAAAAGAUGUGGAAACCCAACUACCUCCAUUCACAGUCUUCUGUAGGUCAGUUGUCCCUGAAACCACUCUGUCCACAGAGGACUCCAGGUGAGGGAAUCUGCCCCCUAAAACAUUUAUAUCCUCACUCCUUCUGUGAGUGUGAACCAUAUAACUUUUCAGUCUAAAAGCAGUGCAUCUAUAUUAUUCAAAAUGAUCCAAAAUUUACACCAGGCUCAAAGGGAUUCAGUUGUGAGUAUAUUGAGCACUAGACUUCAGAUUGUCUGUUUUCAGUACCAUUGGUGGAAACACAAGAAUUAGGAUGAUUUGGUUUCUCAAUUAACCUUUUUAACAAUGGUAUAUUGGAAGUAGGGUUAGUACAAUGAGUUGCAAGCUUAUUUUAAAGUAAUGCCAAUAGUGAUGGAAAGUCUGGCUUUUAAAUAACAAACCCUGGGAUUUUCAGGGUUUAGCCAUUCUAUAGCUAAUAUUGUGAAUUUUGUGUGCUCACACUCUUCUGAAUCAUGGCACUGACUUUGUUUCUGCUUUAGAUUGCUCUUAGUGAAAGUACUUUCAGAAAAUUGAACAGUAAAAUCUUGGAUAAGGAUGUGUUUUAAAGAAACAAAUGAACACACCCUGUAUUCUGAAUAUUGAACAUUUUGUGGGAAAAGAUGUUGUGCCAAUAACACAUGGCUGAGUAUUUGUCUACAUAUAUGGACAUAUGUUCCAUAUAUUCAGAAUACAGGGUGUGGGUAACUAGACAAUACCAGUACCAAUACCAAGAGAAUAUCAGUUCAAGUAAAAGCUGCUAAUGCUGACCUAAAACAUUCCUACUGUAGAUGUGCUCAGGCUCUUGUUCUGUGAAACCAAUAGCAAAUAAGCUUUGUACAUAUUAAUGGAGAAAGUUUUCAGUUCCUUUGAUGAAUUUUUUUUGUACGUCAUAUUGAGCGUUAUUACUGUUUAACACCAUUAUUUUGUUACGAAGGCUAUCUUCAGUACCAUGAAGGCUAAUCUUUUUUCUUUAAUAAAAAUAUUCUUUUAAAUUCUGAGGAUAAGAAAGAAAUCUAAUACCCUUAAUUCACAAACAAUUGAAAGAGAAUGAGUUGGAAUUAGUAAUCAAAGAAACCUUUCAGUUAUAAUCCUAUAACAUGUAUUUUUAAUUCAAAAUAGAUUAAAGUGGCACAUUUAUAAAAAAGGUCUUUCAUUUCCUGUAAGCCAUUGUACAGUCAUCCUAAUACAAAAGUGUGUUUCUUUAUUAUUACUCAGAAUAAUGUUUGGCUUUAUAAAAGCAGAAUAAUGUUUGGCAGUUCAGUAUUUUAAUUCUGUUAAAAAUUUGAUUGUUCCGAGAUGAUGCUGAUCUUCUGUUUGCCAUAUAUUGUAUGGCUGAACCAGUUUCUUCAUUUUACAUAGAAUUCUAAAGCUUAAUUCUGUUUUAUCUUUAUGCGUAUUAGAAGUAUUGCAUGCUGGUUGCCCUUAUUUUUUAAAUAAAUUAAGAGAACUGUUUUUCAGAAUAGACGUUAUAAAAACAAUUGUUAACUGUUAUCUUUAUUGUACAAUUUUUGUAAAGAAAAUUACUAAAAAUUCACAUUUUUACAAAUAGUUAAAUUUAUUUCUCUAUUUUGGAAUGAAACUAAUUAUUUCCCCCCAAAUAAUAAAACAGGACGUUCUUUUCAAAUAAUGGGCGAAGGGGGUGUUGCAAUCUGUUUAUGCAUUCUGUUUCAGAUCUGUGUUACAUACUAUUGGAAAAUUCUUUUAAGAAAAAGCAGAUGCUUAUAUUGUGUUCUCCAAGAGCCUCAUGACUUUAUAAAAACAGAGGUACUUUACCAUGCUUGAUGUAGCCUCUGUAGUGAAAAUAACACAAGAAUCUAGGCUAAGGUCCUAUAUGCACUAAUCUAGGCAUAUUCACCCAUUGAAUUCAGUUUGGGACAUACUUAUGAUUAGAUAUGUAUAGGAUCAUGUUCUUAAAAGCAUUUGAUUAGCUUAAUCACUUGGCAGUAUGCUUGUUGAGUUCUAGGUUGUUCAUCUGUUGGCAUUUAUCAAAAAGAUUAUAUUUCUUUACUGAGAUCAAGCUAGGUGAACAUGCAGAAGACUUGCAGAGGCUUCCAGUUUCCUGUUAACAUCCCAGUGUGACCACUGCUUGUGCACUCAUAGGAAAUAUAUACAGUGGGUGUGGAACCACGACCUAAAUCUUAUUCAAUGCUAGUGGAGUGAAAAUCCUCACUGGUACAGUUGCGGUGGAUUACAUAAUUUGGGUUAGAUAGUCAGUUGCAACUGAUUGUACAUCUGUAUGCACAGUUGUGCAACAAUUUACCGAACUGUUUGUGCAAUAAAAAGCAUAUUGGAUAUUGCCCUUGCGCUUAUUCUGAAAAUGUCCAGCAGCUAUCACCGUGUGCCUUUCUCUGGCUCAGUGAUGUAACUGGAAUCAGAACCAUAGUCUUAAUCCAUAUAUGGCACAAAUCAUGCACAUGGUGUAUGCAGUUGUGUUAAAUCAUUUAUCCUACUAUCUGGGAUUCAGAUUUGAAAUACAUUGUUUUCUAAUAAUCUCUGGUAGUUUUGUUUUGAAUUGGUACUUAUUUUGAUAUUGAAUUUUCCUGUAUCAUUUAUUAUACACAGAGUUCAAGCAGGGAUUUUGCAGUAUUUUUGUUGAAAUUUUUAUUCAAAUAAAUUUUUCCUUUUAAGAA
Messenger RNA from Sceloporus undulatus (fence lizard), 4318 nucleotides. RefSeq names its product DTW domain containing 2 (gene DTWD2). NCBI's taxonomy places the organism in Eukaryota, Metazoa, Chordata, Lepidosauria, Squamata, Phrynosomatidae. The transcript is spliced from 6 exons. The coding region runs from base 78 to 935 and encodes 285 amino acids. The record is from RefSeq and is a predicted model, not a curated record.